Messenger RNA from Dissoconium aciculare CBS 342.82, 414 nucleotides. RefSeq lists its product as uncharacterized. The transcript has 4 exons. Gene Ontology annotation, cellular component: RNA polymerase II, core complex. The coding region runs from base 1 to 414 and encodes 137 amino acids. The record is from RefSeq and is a predicted model, not a curated record. Lineage: Eukaryota; Fungi; Ascomycota; Dothideomycetes; Mycosphaerellales; Dissoconiaceae. Gene Ontology annotation, biological process: transcription-coupled nucleotide-excision repair; DNA-templated transcription; transcription initiation at RNA polymerase II promoter. Gene Ontology annotation, molecular function: DNA-directed RNA polymerase activity; nucleic acid binding; zinc ion binding.
AUGGACAACUACGACGUUGAAGACCCCGCCGCGGCCAUCGUCAAGGACACUGGCAAGGUCGCAUUUCGCUUCUGCCCCGAAUGCUCCAACAUGUUGCAACCUCACGAAGACGCCGCGACCGAGACCUUGGUCUUCGAAUGCUCCACCUGCCACCACAUCGAAAAGUCCCUCACCGCCUGCAUCUACCGCAACUCUCUCAAGGAAGAUAUUGCCGAGACGCCCGGCAAUGUUGACGACGUCCUGGAAGAUCCCACGCUGCCCUGGACUGAUGAGGUCGAAUGUAAGAAAUGCAAGCACCACGGCGCGGUCUUCUUCCAAAGUCAACAGCGCAACGCAGAAACCGGCAUGGCCUUGUUCUACGUCUGCGAAGGCUGCAAGCAUGUUUGGUCAACGCUCGACGACUCGAAGAAGUAG